Molecule: messenger RNA, 503 nt
Organism: Triticum urartu
Lineage: Eukaryota; Viridiplantae; Streptophyta; Magnoliopsida; Poales; Poaceae
Source: RefSeq, a predicted model, not a curated record
AGAGAAACUGCUGGUUCAGCUGCAGCGUCACGGUACGCUGGAACCUUCAGGAAAACACUAGCGAACCUUCAGGCACAUCGUCGCGUCAACCCGAGAGAGGCAGAGAUGAGGGGCGGCGGGCGGGCGCGGCAGAACGCGAUCCGGUCGGGCAUCGUGGUGCUGGGCGCCGCGGCCUUCGCCUACCUCUCCUACCGCGUCGGAUUCAAGCCCUACCUCGACCGCGCCCAGGAGGCCAUGGACUCCCAAAUCCACAGCUCCGACCACGCCGCAGCCGCAGCCGCCGCCGCCUCCUGGGAGGACCAGCCCGGUCACCCGGAGGGCGACGGCGGCCUCGCGCCGUCCAGGGACCCGGCCACCGUGCUCCGCGACUGACUCGCCCCGCCGUCAGGGGGCUUCCGCGGCAGCUUGGCUCGUUGUGGCAUUUCGCCGAACGCUUUGUAAGCGGAUAAUGAAGGUACUGGAACUGAACUGUUUUGGCACUGGAAUGAAUUUCCUUGCUGUUA